Molecule: messenger RNA, 1080 nt
Organism: Caenorhabditis bovis
Lineage: Eukaryota; Metazoa; Nematoda; Chromadorea; Rhabditida; Rhabditidae
Source: the annotation of a GenBank genome assembly
AUGCCACCGGUACCCGGACAGAAUCCGCAACAAUACAACGCCAACAUGAACAACCAUAACAACCAAUCGAGGAACAACACGAGCGCGUCCAGUGGAUUCAUGUUUCCACAGAAUCACAUGCGCGGAAACUUUGGAGGCUCGGGUAACAACAAUGGUUAUGGGCGAUACACUGUUCGCGACGGGACCCCGCAACAGAACGACGCGCCAUUGAGCUCGACGAAUCUUUACAUUCGCGGUUUGGCGCCGAGCACCACCGAUGAGAACCUUCGCGAUCUCUGCCAAAAGUAUGGAAGCAUCGCAUCGACGAAAGCGAUUAUGGAUAAAACGACGAACCUAUGCAAAGGUUAUGGAUUUGUUGAUUUUGAAUCGCCGCACUCGGCUCAGUCGGCCGUUGAGGGAUUGAAUCAGGACGGGAUUCAAGCCCAGAUGGCGAAGCUUCAACAACAAGAGCAGGACCCAACCAAUCUUUACAUUGCCAAUUUACCCCUUGAAUACAAUGAGCAAAAAUUGGAGGCAGAGCUUAAUAAAUUCGGAAUGGUUAUAUCGACAAGAAUCCUUAGAGAUGCCAAUCAGCAAUCGCGAGGAGUUGGCUUCGCCAGAAUGGAUUCGAAAGAAAAGUGCGAAGAGAUCAUUUCGGCGUUGAACGGCGGACGAUUCGAAGGAAUGCCACCUGAGGCGCCGGCCUUGUUGAUCAAACAGGCCGACACUGGACGAAAAUCGAACCGCGGCCCGCAAAAGAAGGGACCACUUGAAGGGCAGUUCGACGCCUCGUUCUAUCAGAAUCCACACAUGAUGGGAUCGCAGGGAAUGCAGUACCCGCAAGUCUAUCAAUCCUACUAUCCAUACACAGUCUAUCCACAAUACGACGUGAACUCGCUAUCGUCGCACAUGGGUGGCAUGCAGAUCGGCGGAGGUCAAAUGCCACAGGGCGCAAACACGGACUAUUCGAUGUAUCCGGUGCAGAACGUGGCCGGCGGCCAAUCGAACGCCGGAGGCAAUUCGUCGGCCGGCAACCAACAGUACUAUAUGAACCCGAACAACGGUGGAGCGCGAAAGAUGAAGGCGGCACCGCCGAUGUAA